AAAGUAUUCAUUGCAUUGUCAUAAAAAUCAGAUAAGCUUUUUGUCAUUGUGAAUUGUGACAUACAGAAAUGAAGGCUCCAGUGAAGUUCAUCGUUGUUCUCAGUUUGCUUUUGGUUGUCACCAUAGCUGGAGUUGAAAAGGUUGAUGGGGCAACAAGCCCUUGUGGGAAAUCCAGUCCAGACAGUGAGGCCAUGAAGCUUGCUCCUUGUGCUGAGGCAGCUCAAGAUGAAAAAGCUUCUGUUUCGAACAGUUGCUGCCUUCAGGUGAAACGCUUAGGCCAGAAUCCAAGCUGUCUCUGUGCUGUUAUGCUUUCUAACACUGCCAAAGUUGCCGGAAUUAAACCUGAGAUUGCCAUUACCAUUCCUAAGCGCUGCAACAUUGCCAACCGUCCCGUUGGUUACAAAUGCGGAUCUUACACUUUGCCAUGAUGAUGGGAUAUGAAGAUGACUUACGAAGACCAAGGGGGUAUUUCAAGGCUGUUAACUAGUAGACUACUAAAUAGGAACUACGACUUUGUACUUUUUAGUCAAUAUAAGCUAGCAGCUUUGUAAGCCUAUCCUUCUUGGAAAAUAAAAGUAUGCAUAUCCAAUGUUUGGAUAGUUAUGACCUUUAUA
Molecule: messenger RNA, 614 nt
Organism: Ziziphus jujuba (common jujube)
Lineage: Eukaryota; Viridiplantae; Streptophyta; Magnoliopsida; Rosales; Rhamnaceae
Product: putative lipid-transfer protein DIR1
Exons: 2
Coding region: 69-428 (119 amino acids)
Biological process (GO): systemic acquired resistance
Molecular function (GO): fatty acid binding
Source: RefSeq, a predicted model, not a curated record